UGUGCUCUAGUGAGUUCCGCGUUUGAGUUCAUCUCAUUGAUCAACAUAGCAUAUAGUCAGACAGCAACGAACACUUUGAUCUCUAAUAUUUUUGCAUUUAUUUAAUACUCUUUAUUCUAUACAAAGGUUAAACUCUUUGCAGCUGGACUCACCUUUUGAUAACAUCACUGAUGAUGGACACUGCUUCAGCAACUGGAGUUCUUCACCCCUACUGGCCACGAGACCUUUUGAUUCCCACCUAUGUUGCUAAUGAUCGAUCUAUGUCAGAGAUCCUGGUGUUCCUGUUUUCCGUGUCUGGGGUGUUUCUACUCGUCACCUGGCUGAUCACCGGCCGGAAAGGGGCCACCGGCAGGCUGGGGACAUGGAGGCGUCUGGCUGUGUGCUGGUUUGCCGUUUGUGGUUUUAUCCAUAGCGUCAUUGAGGGCUGGUUCUCGCUGUAUUAUGAUAUUAUUCCAGGAGACCAGAGCUUCCUCUCACAAUUGUGGAAAGAAUAUUCCAAAGGAGAUAGUCGAUAUGUAAUAGCGGAUAACUUCACUGUGUGUAUGGAGACUGUCACUACAUUGUUAUGGGGACCAUUCAGCUUUUGGGCUGUGUUUGCCUUCUUGACUAACAAGCCCUACAGAUUUGUUCUGCAACUCAUUAUUUCAUUAGGUCAGCUGUACGGAGCAGUGCUUUACUUCUACACAGAGCACAGAGAUGGCUACGCUCACAGUGAGCUGGGACACCCGAUCUACUUCUGGUUCUACUUUGUGUUCAUGAAUGUGCUGUGGAUCGUCAUACCACUGAUGCUCAUUGUGGACGCGUGGAAACAGCUGUCGGCAGCUCAGAUGCACACAGACAACACAAAGUCACACAAGUCUAAGAGGAACUGAGGAGCCGGAGGAAGAACUGACUGUGGGACUCUAGGAUACUGACUACAGGAGAUACAAGGGACAAUGCAACUGAGGAGGGCAUACACUUAUACACUAAUACACUGUACUAUUCAACAGCAGUGUUCAGAAACGAUUUCAUAAUGCAAAUAAAAUGUUUAAUUUUUUAAAGUUGGAAAUGCUGUAUGGUGUGUCAUUUUGUACCUGUUGAAUUAAGUGCCUGCCUUUUAAAUUCGAAUAUCCAAUAAGUGCAAUUUGUUCUCUGUUCAUAAGACAAACAUGUUUUGAAUGUUUAAUGACUUUGAAGAGCCUCAGACAAAGGACCAAAAUAAAUCUGUUUUCUCAA
Thunnus maccoyii (southern bluefin tuna) is the source of this 1215-nucleotide messenger RNA. Its product is annotated as EBP cholestenol delta-isomerase. The transcript is spliced from 5 exons. Gene Ontology annotation, biological process: cholesterol biosynthetic process. Lineage: Eukaryota; Metazoa; Chordata; Actinopteri; Scombriformes; Scombridae. Gene Ontology annotation, molecular function: C-8 sterol isomerase activity; steroid Delta-isomerase activity; cholestenol delta-isomerase activity. The coding region runs from base 171 to 872 and encodes 233 amino acids. Gene Ontology annotation, cellular component: endoplasmic reticulum; membrane. The record is from RefSeq and is a predicted model, not a curated record.